AACGUCCUCGGAGGAGUCCAGACGUUUUCAUUGGCCGCGGCGAUGAGAGGAAGAGGAGGGAGGGAGGAGGAAGAGGAGGAGGAGGAGGAGGAGAGACUGACGGACUGGCAAGAAUUCCUCAGCGCUCCUCAGAUUUCUUGAAAACCUCGGACCUCCUGCUCGUCUCCCGUCCCGACAAACAUCCAGACCAGCUCCGAGCGGAGUCGCCUUUUUUUUAUUAUUAUUAUCAUUAUUAUUAUUACUACACAAAAAUGAUGUCGAGAAGUGCCGCUGUGCUCCUGCUGCUGGCGGCGGCUGUGUGCAACGCAGAGGAGCUGCAGAGCAAGAGCAAAGUGUGUGCCAAUGUGUUCUGCGGGGCCGGCAGGGAGUGUGCCGUUACCGAGAAGGGGGAGCCCAGCUGUCUUUGUAUAGAGAGCUGUAAGCCCCACAAGAGGUCAGUGUGUGGCAGCAACGCUAAGACGUACAGGAAUCACUGCGAGCUCCACAGGGAUGCUUGUCUGACUGGUUUGAAGAUCCAGGUGGCUCACGAUGGACACUGCCAGGAGAGGAAAGCAGAGCAGGCAGCUGCCAGCCCAGUGGUAUGCUACGCUGCUGACCGCAAUGAACUGAGGGGUCGCGUGAUCCAGUGGCUGCAGACUGAGGUCGUCCCAGACGGCUGGUUUGUCAAGGGAUCCAACUUCUCUGACAUCCUGCUCAAAUACUUCAAGUCGUACGACAACGGCGAUUCUCAGCUGGAUUCCUCCGAGCUGCUCAAAUUCAUCCAGCAGAACGAGUCAGUUGUGGAGCUGCAGUCCUACGCCGACCAGGAGAGCAACAAGCUGCUCAGGAGCCUGUGUGUCGAUGCCCUCAUUGAGCUCUCUGAUGAGAACGCAGACUGGAAGCUGAGCUUUGAUGAGUUCCUCAACUGCCUGAAGCCUGGCUUCAACCCACCAGAGAAGAAAUGUGCCUUGGAGGAUGAGACAUAUGAGGACGGAGCAGAGACCCAGGUGGAGUGUAACCGCUGUGUGUGUGCAUGCGGCAACUGGGUCUGCACUGCUAUGACCUGCACUGAUAAAACAGCAGCUGUGGAUGAGGUAACAGAUGCUGGAGCAGAGAUGACUGAGGAGGAGUGGAAUCUCCGUGUGGCUGAGCUCAACAAGCACCAGGAAACAGUCGAGAAGAUGAAGAGCAGCACAAAGGAGGCCUAAACAAGGACUCAAUGAAGGAGAGGACGCACGUCAUCAACCUUCCUCCAUACUUGAUUUACCUUGCGGCCAUGUGUUGUUACUAAACUGACUUUUUCAUGUUUCUCUGCUAUGUUUUUUUUUUUUUUACAUUGUUUCAGUGUUUGUGUUGAUGUUUGUUAGAUUCAGGGGCGAUCGAAGAGUAUUAUAGGAUUCCCUCCUGUUCAGUACUGUCAUAUUUGAUUGUAUUACUGCGCCUCUACGCUAGCCCUGGGGCUAUUUUUACUACAAUCCUUAUAUUUUUACAGUUAGUAUGGAGAAAAAAAAAAAAGUUGUCACUGUUUUGGAAUAUGGAAGUUUGAGAAGGUAGAAGAGAAAUCCAGCUGUUGAAAUGAGGAAGCUACAGACAAAGCUCACCACGUGACGUGACACCUAGUGCAGCAUGUUUCUCCACAUCCUGAGAGGUUUUUACAGUCAACAAGUAGGAGACGCUGGAACAAGAAGGUAAAGCUACUAGUGAUUUUGUUGCCAUUUAGAACUGCCACAGUAGGCCACUACUUGACCAAUGCACUUCUCUUUCUUUCUCUCGAGCUUUCCUAGGCUUUAGUUUAUCAGAAGCCUGAAAACUGUUUAUAUCUUACUGCUAAAGUAAUACUUUUGCUGCAACAACAAAAAAAAAAAAAGCAUUUGCUUCUGUGUACAGUAUGUUAUUGGCUUGUUCAAUCGAGUUCCCGUGAUAUGCUCAGCCGAGUCUCCCCGGUGUGUUUUUUUUUUUUUUUCAGUUUCAACAUUUCUUGGUCUGUGACAAACAAACAUCGUGGUCCAUCUUUUUCAGCAUGGCACAGCACAACUGCACCAAGGCGAGACUUGUGAUCUGAAUAUAGCAUGGUGAACACUGAAACCAAAGUCUUGAUGUUUGAAUGAUGUAAAAAAAUUAAUUAAAAAAAAAUCUCUCCAGGUAAAACAUUACUCUGGACCCAGCAACAACACUAUACCUGUGCUUACAAAAUCACUCUAACAGAAGGACUAGCCUCACUGUCAGCUAAAGUAGCUUAGACGCAUCGAUAACUGGGUGCAUUUUAAGUGUGUGUGUAUGUGUGUGUGUGUGUGUGUGUGUGCUAUGGGAGUGCGAUUGGUUUGUUAAAUGUCUUUAUUUGUUAAAAAUCCUGUAUCUAAAUUGGGAGAUUUGACAAUAAAAUAUCAGUGCCUUAGACCUGCAAACAGUAUAGGUCUCUACCUUUGCCUGCUAUUAUGCCACGUGGCAUAGCGAGAAUGAGUGUGCUUUGCUGAAUUUUAGCAGUAAACUAGUGCUUUGUGACUCUAUCCCUGAUACAUGUCUGCGUGAAAGUUGCAUUACUAGGUUGAGGCUAAAUCUUUAUAUUCCACUAAAAGUGCAGAGACUGUAAGGAAUAUGUAUGUAUGCCAAUAAAGCCCAUACACAACAACA
Molecule: messenger RNA, 2610 nt
Organism: Larimichthys crocea (large yellow croaker)
Lineage: Eukaryota; Metazoa; Chordata; Actinopteri; Sciaenidae
Gene: fstl1b
Product: follistatin-like 1b
Exons: 11
Coding region: 252-1187 (311 amino acids)
Biological process (GO): cell differentiation; multicellular organism development; regulation of BMP signaling pathway
Cellular component (GO): extracellular region
Molecular function (GO): protein binding; calcium ion binding
Source: RefSeq, a predicted model, not a curated record